Molecule: messenger RNA, 972 nt
Organism: Morchella importuna
Lineage: Eukaryota; Fungi; Ascomycota; Pezizomycetes; Pezizales; Morchellaceae
Exons: 2
Coding region: 1-972 (323 amino acids)
Biological process (GO): D-sorbitol catabolic process
Molecular function (GO): L-iditol 2-dehydrogenase (NAD+) activity
Source: RefSeq, a predicted model, not a curated record
AUGUCGUUCGCACCCGGUUUUGACAGUGAUCCGGCCUCCUCUCCUGUCCCAGCCCAGCCACUUCAGUAUGAUGAGCUGUCGGUCCGUCUGGACAUCGUUGGUAACUGUGGUGGCCUCAAUCCCCGCUAUAUUCUCGGUGAACUCAGCCCGGUACCACCAAACCAAAUCACAAUUGGUCACGGUACUUCCGGCACCGUCCUAGAGGCCGGGCUUAAAUGUCACCUUGAGCCCGGUACCAAGGUCGCGAUCUAUCUCAUUACCCCGUGUCGCAGGUGUGCGUGUUGCAAAGAGAGACAGUACAGCAAAUGUAUCGGGAAAAAUCUCCACAAGCCGCACACCCCCGGGUCGGUUAUCACAAUUCUUAGGGCGCUUGUCGUACCACUCCCAAGCCCGCUCACACUUGAUGAAGGCGCCCUCAUCCAAGUACUCGCUCUGGCAGUUAAGAUAGUCAACACGGCGGAUCCAAAGCCUGGGCAGAGUUUUGUUGUGCUCGGUGUAUCCUGUAUCGGAAUUCUUUGUUGUCUCCUGGCGCGCGCGCGAGGUGUGAGGCAAAUUAUGGUCGUGGACCGUGAUGAGGGUCUUUUGGAUGUCGCCAGACGGUUUGUCCGUUUUUCGGGGACUAGACCAGAUGAGACUGUAGCGGCGAUUACAUGUGUUGUCCCCGAGGGGGUUGAUGCGCUGGAAGGUGCUGCAGCACUGGUGCAGGCAUUUGGCAGGGAGCCAGAUAUCUGUGUAAACGCAACUGGGGAGUACGGCCUAAUGAAUGUGGCAUACAAGGCGGUGAAGGCUGGGGGUGUAUAUGUCCAUGCUGGGGUCAGAGAGAGUGAUGUGAGUUGGGACGUUUUGGAAAUGUGGAGAGACGACGUUAAAAUCCAUGGGGGAGUCGGCUGUGAGGAUUUGAAUUAUGAGGAGGCGGUAAAGAUGGUCAUGUACGGAGAGGUGAGCCUUCGUGAGUUUUGUCACCAGGGGUAG